UAUUUUUUCCUCUCCUUCCUCUUCUCCAAUUCACAUUUUCUCGUCUAAAGAAUUUCAUUUUUUUCCUUUCUCUUUAAAAGCUAUCAUUCUCUCUCUCUCUCUCUCUCUCUCUCACAUUACGAGAAGGGGUUUCUCUUUCAAGAAUUCAUGUCGGAAAAGGGUCGUCCUUUGCCAAAAUUUGGUGAAUGGGAUGUCAAUGAUCCUGCAUCAGCUGAGGGAUUUACUGUGAUCUUUAACAAGGCGAGGGACGAGAAGAAAACAGGUGGCAAACCUGAAUCACCAUCAGGAGGUGAUCCUCAUGUUAAGCCUGGAGCGGAUCCCAGCAAAACCCAGCCUAAAAAAUGGCUUUGCUGCAUGCACGCCCCGCCUGCGGAAUCUUGAAGUGAUCCUGCCUGUAUAAGAGCUUUUCCACAAGUAUGUUCAAAACCCCACCAACCUGAACAAGAUAGAAUCUAUGGGGCUGAAUAAACCCUUCUAUAUAUAUUACUUAUUUUUAUAUAUAUUUUGUGGUGUAAAAUUAAAUUUUGGUGGGAUGAAAUGAAAGAGCAAAGAAGACAAAAAACACUUGUUGUAUCUAUAUAUGUACUGAAUUGGUGGGUUAUAUAUUAUUAGAAACGGAGUUAUUUCUGGUC
Gossypium raimondii (Peruvian cotton) is the source of this 632-nucleotide messenger RNA. RefSeq names its product protein NOI4. The record is from RefSeq and is a predicted model, not a curated record. The coding region runs from base 148 to 381 and encodes 77 amino acids. The transcript is spliced from 3 exons. Lineage: Eukaryota; Viridiplantae; Streptophyta; Magnoliopsida; Malvales; Malvaceae.